UCCAGCCACGCCUCGUCACUCGCCACCCACACUGCGCAAGCGCAACGCAUAUGCCAAAUCGCCAUCCUUGCGAUGUGAUGCGAUGCGAUGCAGCUCUCACCUCUCGUCUCGCCAGCAAUGUCGCACCAGAUUCUCCACACCUCCAACCCCACGCUGCCGACGCCACCUCAGCCGCACAACCACCACCCGCCGGUGCCGCCACCGCCCAAGCUCGGUCGCCGCGCUGCGCUCGCCAUCGCGGCCGCUCCGGCCAUCCUCAGCGCCACACCCGCACCAUCCAGAGCGCAGGAAGCAGCAGCCGCCGCCGCGGCGCCCUGCAUCGCCGACCUGCCCGUCACCGCCAAGGCCUUCCUGGACGUGUCCAUCGGCGGCGAGCCGGCGGGCCGCAUCACCAUCGGCCUCUUCGGCGACGCGGCCCCCGCCGGCGCGUCGCGCUUCCUGUCGCUCGUCACGGGCGUCGGCUACCGGCGCAAGGAGUUCGUCAAGAUCGUGCCGGGCUACGUGCAGCACGGCGGCGUGGUGUCGUACCCGGCCAUCCCGGCGGUGACCGAGCGGCUGGCGGCGGAGAUGGGCGCCGUGCGGGCGCAAUGCGGCGGGGAGAGGAGCCCGCACGCGGCGGCGGGGGCGGUGUCGAUCGUGGUGAGGGACCCGAGCCUGCCGCCGCCCAAGCCCAAGCUGGUGGCGCGCGGCGGGAAGCUGGAGGUCGACCAGGAGCAGGUGGGCGUGGUGCCCAACGGCACCGAGUUCGUCAUCACCACCGGCGACGCGCCGGAGCUGGACGCGUCGGCGCUGGUGGUCGGGAGGGUCGUGGACGGCAUGGACGUCCUCGGCAAGAUCGCAGCCGUGCCCACCGUCAAGGAUAACACUGCCUCUCCAUACUUCAGAGUAGCCAAGUUGAUCGGGGACAAGAGAGCAGUGGUUGCAGAGCGAGGGUUCAACCGCCCAUACACCAAGAUCCUAAUCACCAAUUGUGGAGUCAUUGAACAGCAGCAGGAGCAGUAGAGUGCUUUGUUUCUGCCUUGCCUUUCAUGUCUCUAGUUUGUGCAAAGGGUAAUUAUUAUUGGAACUCUGUUUGCAAGAGGAUUUUGAUUACUCAUGGACUGAUAUAGGCGAUGGAGAGGAUUAAAAAGGAUUGUGAAGAGAUGAGAGUCUUUGUAAAACGCAUGUCACACUGUGCUUACAGAACACCAACUUAUGUUAUUAAAAAGAGAUGGAGGAUA
This is a messenger RNA of Oryza sativa Japonica Group (Japanese rice), 1220 nucleotides long. RefSeq names its product peptidyl-prolyl cis-trans isomerase CYP26-2, chloroplastic. Lineage: Eukaryota; Viridiplantae; Streptophyta; Magnoliopsida; Poales; Poaceae. The record is from RefSeq and is a predicted model, not a curated record. Gene Ontology annotation, cellular component: chloroplast. Gene Ontology annotation, biological process: protein peptidyl-prolyl isomerization. Gene Ontology annotation, molecular function: peptidyl-prolyl cis-trans isomerase activity.